Messenger RNA from Scomber japonicus (chub mackerel), 1521 nucleotides. RefSeq names its product rho GTPase-activating protein gacHH. The coding region runs from base 1 to 1521 and encodes 506 amino acids. Lineage: Eukaryota; Metazoa; Chordata; Actinopteri; Scombriformes; Scombridae. The transcript has 18 exons. The record is from RefSeq and is a predicted model, not a curated record. Gene Ontology annotation, molecular function: protein binding.
AUGGCAUUAGCCAGCGGUCACUGGCUGGAGAAAGAAAUGAGGGGAGAACCUCCAAGUCCCAGACAUGGUCACGCUUUAGCUGUGGCAGGAAACGUUGCCUUUCUAUUUGGAGGAGCCUCCAGCAUCAACCCAGAGGACAACCCUGUUUACUUCAACGACUUCUACAUGCUAACAGUUACUCCUGAUGAUGCAACGUGGGAGGAGAUUCCUCAGAAUGGAGAAGUUCCCUCAGCCAGGGAAGGACACACUCUCUGUGUUGUUAAAGGGAAGUUGUAUCUGUUUGGAGGAGUGUCCCAUCAAGAUGCCAGUGAAUGUUUGCCAAGAGUCUACAGUUUUGACAUAGUGUCUCUGACUUGGGAAUGCUUAACAACCGGGGGUGUGACCCUGAAAACCCUCGGAUACAGCUCUGUCGCUGUGGGAGACAACAUUUAUGUGUAUGGAGGCAUGCUGGAGGGGCAUCCAACUGAUGAUCUCAUGGUCUUCAACACAGUGUCUCUCACCUGGACACCAGUUAAAACAAGUGGAUCACUGCCUCAGGCCCUGCGUGGUCAGAGUUUUGCUCUGGUUGGUGAUCAGGUCUUUAUGUACGGAGGUUAUGGAGCAGGUGGAGACUUAUGUAAAGACCUCUAUGUCCUCAACACAGAGAACUUGGUGUGGCAGAAAUGGGAGGUUAAGGGAGAAUCACCUACAGCCUGCAGCGGACAAACACUGACUGCACACCAUGAUAAAGAUAUCUACCUGUUUGGUGGCAAAAGCAUAACCGAGGACGGUGCAGGGAUGUCAUCCAAUGAGAUUCAUAAACUCAGUAUUGCUAAGAUGAAGUGGAAGGUUCCUCUAUAUGUUGGGAUUCCCCCGGCCCGUCGAUAUGGGCACACUGCCUUCAUCCUCCAUAGCCAUCUGUAUAUAUUUGGAGGGAAGAAUGAAGAGCAGGAGUUUAAUGACCUGAAAGUGAUGAAACUCAUCAACCCCUCAGAAAGACAGCCAGUGAUGAAGGAGAUUCUGUCUGAGUUUGGUCUUCAGGGAGUCAGUCACAGCUUCACUCCCACUAAAGUUCCAAACGUCCGCUACAAGCUGAAUGAGUCUUCUCCAUCCAAUCAGUCUAGGAACGCAGCAGCCAAUGCACAGGUGUUUGUCCACAGAGACUUCGGUGCAGUGCGAGAUCAGGCCAUGAAAAUGAUCCAGACAGCCUUUACUCUGCUGGACCAGGAAUUCCAGAAACUGGAUCGAGAGAAGUCAGAGUUGUCUAAAGCUGCUGCUUCUCUGCAGAGAGAGAAAGAAGCUCAUGAUUCCCACAGACAACAACAGCAGCAGGAGCUGCAGGAGAUGCUGGACAGACAUCGCUCUCAGAAUGAGGCGUGGCUCCGAGCCAGAGCCGAGGAGAACGACCGCGAGAGGAGGGAGCUCUGCAGACUCAGAGAGGAGGUGUUGCAGGAGCAGGAGAGGCUGAAGGAGGAACAAAGCAGCAUCCAGAAACGCAGCGAACAUCUUCUGUCCAUUAUGCAGCAGUUCAAAGGAAUGUGA